This is a messenger RNA of Caenorhabditis angaria, 824 nucleotides long. NCBI's taxonomy places the organism in Eukaryota, Metazoa, Nematoda, Chromadorea, Rhabditida, Rhabditidae. The record is from the annotation of a GenBank genome assembly.
AUGAAUACGACUACUUGUUCAAGGUUGUUUUGAUCGGAGACUCAGGUGUCGGAAAAUCGAACCUUCUCUCUCGUUUUACUAGGAACGAAUUCAACUUGGAAUCGAAAUCGACUAUCGGUGUAGAAUUCGCUACAAGAAGUAUUCAAGUUGAAGGUAAAACAGUGAAAGCUCAAAUUUGGGAUACUGCCGGACAAGAACGUUAUCGAGCAAUUACAUCUGCUUAUUAUCGUGGUGCUGUUGGUGCACUUUUGGUGUAUGAUAUUGGUCAGUUUUAAAAAUUUCGUGGUAUAAUUUUCCAGCUAGUUGAUUAUCGACAGAAAUCCAUUGGUUCUCAAAUUUCAUAAACAGAAAAUCUUAGUUUUCGAUUACCUCAGAAGAACAGAGAAAAUUGAUUUUAAAAUGAUAUUGUUUCAGCUAAACACGUAACUUAUGAAAACGUUGAACGUUGGCUCAAAGAACUUCGCGAUCACGCCGAUCAAAAUAUUGUAAUUAUGUUAGUCGGUAACAAGAGUGAUUUGAGACAUUUGAGAGCUGUACCAACUGAUGAAGCCAAGAUUUAUGCGGAAAAGAAUCAAUUGUCUUUCAUAGGUAAGUUAAUCUUUUUGAGUGGUCAACAUUUUUAUAUAAUUUGUAACAUUAUAGAGACAUCUGCCCUCGACAGUACAAAUGUUGAAGCAGCGUUCACAAAUAUCUUGACUGAGAUCUACAAAUCAGUUUCGAACAAACAUGUUGGUUCGGAUCGACAAGGUUACGGAGGUGGAAGUGGAACAAUCAUUCCAACACCACCAACGGAACCACCAAAGAAACAAUGUUGCAAUUCUUAA